CAACCCGAUCAGGAAGUGGCGGGCGGGGCUCCAGGUUGAGUGGCUCCCUCCUCUGCCACCGCCACUGCCAGUGCCGAGACCCCAGGCUGGCGGGACAGCGCUAGUUGUGCGUUCGGGCAGGCGCCGGCGCUGACCAGGAGCAGGAAGCGGCAGCCACGCGGGCGUGGGUGGCUGGCCGAGGCGGAGGUGCAGGGAGGCGGCGUCGGGUCGCGUGGGGCGGCCCUCCUCGCUCAGCAUUAUGGAUCCAAGCCUUUUGAGAGAACGGGAGCUGUUCAAAAAGCGAGCUCUUUCCACUCCUGUCGUAGAAAAACGUUUAGUAUCUUCUGAGUCAUCAACAUCAUCAUCAAAGAAGAAGAAAGCAAAACUAGAACAUGGAGGAUCAUCAAGCUCUAAACAAAAUUCUGAGCACAGCAAUGGAUCAUUUAACUUGAAAGCUCUAUCAGGGAGCUCUGGAUACAAGUUUGGCGUUCUUGCUAAGAUUGUGAACUACAUGAAGACACGUCAUCAGCGAGGUGAUACACAUCCUCUAACUUUAGAAGAAAUUUUGGAUGAAACACAACAUUUAGAUAUCGGACUCAAGCAAAAACAGUGGCUAAUGACUGAGGCAUUAGUCAAUAACCCCAAAAUUGAAGUAAUAGACGGGAAGUAUGCCUUCAAGCCCAAGUACAACCUAAAGGACAAGAAAGCCCUGCUGAGGCUCUUAGAUAAGCAUGACCAGCGAGGCUUAGGAGGAAUCCUUUUAGAAGACAUAGAGGAAGGACUGCCCAAUUCCCAGAAAGCUGUCAAGGCUCUAGGGGACCAGAUACUAUUUGUAAGUCGUCCUGAUAAGAAGAAAAUUCUUUUCUUCAAUGAUAAGAGCUGUCAGUUUUCUGUGGACGAAGAGUUUCAGAAACUAUGGAGGAGCGUCACCGUGGAUUCAAUGGAUGAGGAGAAAAUUGAAGAAUAUCUGAAGCGACAGGGUAUUUCUUCCAUGCAAGAAUCCGGACCAAAGAAAGUGGCCCCUAUUCAGAGAAGGAAAAAGCCUGCUUCCCAGAAAAAGCGACGGUUUAAGACUCAUAACGAACACAUGGCUGGAGUGCUGAAGGACUACUCGGACAUUGCUCCUGGCAAAUAGUGGAGUUUUGUAGGACUGAGGAGAGGAGCAGUGCAGGUAACAGAACACGUACAAAUCAUCAAACUCGAAGCUUACUUUCAUUGAAUAGGCUGCUGACAAAUGUGAUGUUCCCUGUUGACCUCUGUGACUUCUGGGGGAAAGGCACCCAGCGUGGCAUGCAGGUGUCUUUGCUGUUUAUCUCUACUUCUAAGCGGUUCCUGGUUCCAUUUUUCCUUUUGUUCCUUUAGAACAAGUUUGCGGAUAGUCUUGAAUGCGGUAUUUGUUUAUUCCAGAAUAACAUAUUUAUAAUAAAAUCAUUGCAGAAGGAGCUCUAA
This is a messenger RNA of Phyllostomus hastatus (greater spear-nosed bat), 1428 nucleotides long. It is a transcript of the gene GTF2E2, whose product is annotated as general transcription factor IIE subunit 2. Bases 239 to 1114 code for a protein of 291 amino acids. The record is from RefSeq and is a predicted model, not a curated record. NCBI's taxonomy places the organism in Eukaryota, Metazoa, Chordata, Mammalia, Chiroptera, Phyllostomidae. Gene Ontology annotation, cellular component: transcription factor TFIIE complex. Gene Ontology annotation, biological process: transcription initiation at RNA polymerase II promoter. The transcript is spliced from 9 exons.